Molecule: messenger RNA, 2705 nt
Organism: Vitis riparia (riverbank grape)
Lineage: Eukaryota; Viridiplantae; Streptophyta; Magnoliopsida; Vitales; Vitaceae
Product: cyclic nucleotide-gated ion channel 18-like
Exons: 6
Coding region: 290-2461 (723 amino acids)
Biological process (GO): transmembrane transport; monoatomic ion transport
Cellular component (GO): membrane
Molecular function (GO): monoatomic ion channel activity
Source: RefSeq, a predicted model, not a curated record
AGAAAGUUUAUUUAAGUUUGAACAGACAAAAAUAUCUUUGUUGCGGGGAGCUAAGCCCUUUUAUUUAGCGGUCAUACCGACUUGGAGCACCGAAGCCCAUGCGCUUUCCUAGGCUUCCCGCGAAAUCCUCAACGGUCAAAAACCACCCCUUAACCACCGACCUUUGCUGAAACACCGCCUUCUUCCUUCUUCCUUCUCCUUCUCGUCUUAUUCUUUUUCUUCAAUGUUUCUCCUCUGAUCCUCUGCUCUCUCUAAGCGGAUUCCGAAUCACCGGACUCCGCUAUGGAAGAUGAAUACAGCAAUUCUCACGCCGGCCUCCAAGUUCCGCCCCUUCCGGCGACGACCCUCCUACGCGCCCAUCACCUCCGACCUCAACCCCUACCACAUUCUCUGGCGCUACCAAAUUCUCGAGCCCGACGGCGACAUCGUCACUUAUUGGAACCACGUCUUCCUCGUCACCUCUCUCAUUGCCCUUUUCCUCGACCCUCUCUACUUCUUCCUCCCCUCCGUUGGCGGUCCUGCCUGCCUCACCAGUGACACCAGCCUCGGUAUUGUUGUUACCUUCUUCCGUACUGUUUCUGAUCUCUUUUACUUGCUGCAUAUGGUGAUGAAGUUUCGGACUGCUUUCGUGGCUCCCAGUUCGAGAGGCCUUGGUCGCGGUGAGCUGGUUAUGGAUGCUCACACGAUCGCUAUGCGUUACUUGAAGUCUGAUUUUAUUAUUGAUUUAGCUGCCACUCUACCGCUUCCUCAGAUUGUCAUCUGGUUGGUAAUACCUGCAACAAAAAAAGACAGAGCAGAUCAGACCAACAACACUCUUGCUCUCAUUGUACUCAUUCAAUAUGUUCCUAGACUGUUCCUUAUUUUCCCUUUGAAUCGUCGGAUCAUAAAAACUACAGGAGUUGUUGCUAAGACUGCUUGGGCAGGAGCUGCUUACAAUCUCCUUCUUUACAUGCUAGCCAGUCAUGUAAGGAUCCAGUCUCCCAAUAGACCCUUACUCCACUGUUUUGUUCCCUUUAACUGGGUAUUAGGAGCUUCUUGGUAUCUAUUGUCCAUGGGCCGACAGCACGCCUGCUGGAAAGCAGAGUGUGCAAAAGAAAGUGCAGCAGGAAUUUCAUUUUGUCUCCCUAGUUUUCUGGACUGUAAAAGUUUGGAACUAGAAGAACGGCAGUAUUGGAUGAAUGCUACUCGAGUAGUUGCUAAUUGUGAUGCUAGAGGGCAUGAUACAGAAUUUAAGUUUGGAAUGUUUGCAGAUGCUUUUACUAAUGAUGUUGCUUCAUCAAAAUUUAUUGAGAAAUACUUGUAUUGCCUCUGGUGGGGAUUAAAAAAUUUAAGUUCAUAUGGACAGACUUUGGAAACAAGCAUUUAUAUUGGCGAGACAACAUUUUGCAUUGUUAUAUGCAUUGGGGGUUUAGUUCUAUUUUCACAGUUGAUUGGAAACAUGCAGACCUAUUUGCAAUCUAUGACGGUAAGACUUGAAGAAUGGAGGGUUAAGCGAAGAGAUACAGAGGAGUGGAUGAGGCACCGUCAAUUGCCUCCAGCUUUGCAAGAACGGGUACAUCGGUUUGUGCAGUACAAAUGGCUUGCAACAAGAGGAGUUCAUGAAGAAUCAAUUUUGCAUUGGUUGCCCCUGGAUCUCCGUCGUGAAAUACAAAGGCACCUAUGUCUUGGCCUUGUCCGCCGUGUGCCUUUCUUUGCACAAAUGGAUGACCAGCUUCUUGAUGCCAUUUGCGAACGCCUCACCUCAUCCUUGAGUACUGAAGGCACCUAUAUCUUUCGAGAGGGUGAUCCAGUAAAUGAGAUGCUGUUUAUCAUUAGAGGACAACUGGAGAGCUCCACAACCAAUGGGGGAAAAUCAGGAUUCUUCAACUCCAUCACCCUUAGACCUGGUGAUUUCUGUGGCGAGGAAUUACUGACAUGGGCCUUAAUGCCUAACCCGAGCAUAAACUUGCCGUCUUCUACUCGAACUGUAAGGUCUCUUUGUGAAGUUGAAGCUUUUGCACUAACAGCUGAAGACCUCAAAUUUGUUGCAAGUCAGUUCAGGCGACUUCACAACAAGAAACUCCAGCAUGCCUUCAGGUACUAUUCUCAACAAUGGAGGACAUGGGGUACUUGCUAUUUACAAGAUGCUUGGAGAAGAUAUAAAAAGAGAAAGCUGGCAAAGGAGUUGGCUAGACAAGAGAGCUACAACUAUAUGCUGAUCCCUGAUCAAGAGUAUAAUAUUAGUGAUGAGCCAUCAGAUGGAAAUUUUGUGGUUGGAAGAGACGAGAACGCAUUAACAGACAAUCCAAACAAUGUUCAACAUCUUGGUGCCACGAUUUUAGCUUCAAAAUUUGCUGCAAAUACGAGAAGAGGGGUUGCUCAGGAGGUUCGGGUGGUAGAGCCUGCUGCUCCUAGCUUGAAGAUGCCCCGGCUGCUAAAGCCAGAUGAACCUGAUUUUUCUGUAGGCCAUGAGGAUGUUUAGUUAGUACAAGAACCAGUUGAUCAGAAAAAGAUUGAAGGAGCUAACAAGAGAUCAGUUAGGAUUUUCUUUACGACUUUUGUGUAAAUUUUACCAUAGACUAGUAAUGUAUGUCACACUCCCAAUUCUCUUCUCCUUGUACCUUUCUUGUUUCUCCUCCUGAUAAUUGCAAAACUAAUUCUUCCUUCACAGAUUGUAUACCAUUCUCUGACAGAUUUAAACUGUUGAAUAUGAGUACAUUCAUACU